Messenger RNA from Cebus imitator (Panamanian white-faced capuchin), 1208 nucleotides. RefSeq names its product interleukin 2 receptor subunit gamma (gene IL2RG). The transcript is spliced from 8 exons. NCBI's taxonomy places the organism in Eukaryota, Metazoa, Chordata, Mammalia, Primates, Cebidae. Gene Ontology annotation, biological process: cytokine-mediated signaling pathway. The coding region runs from base 266 to 1144 and encodes 292 amino acids. Gene Ontology annotation, molecular function: cytokine receptor activity; protein binding. Gene Ontology annotation, cellular component: membrane; external side of plasma membrane. The record is from RefSeq and is a predicted model, not a curated record.
AGGGAGGCCGAUUGGUGGAGUCUAGUAGUCAUGACUAGAGCUAAUGAAAGACUGAUUUAGCAGAGUGGCUGUGGUAAUGGAAAGGAGGAAACUGUUGGGAGAAACACCACAGAAGCAGAGUAGAUUAUAUUCUCUGGGUGAGAGAGAGGGAGAAAUUGAAGCUAAUUCUUGAGGUUUCAAGUCUGGGUGAAUGAGAGGGUGAUGAUACCAUUGACCAAGCUGCCGCUGCUAGGAGUGGGGCUUAACACGACGAUUCUGACACCCAAUGGGAAUGAAGACACCACAGCUGGUGGGAAAUCUGGGACUGGAGAGGGUUGAUUUCUUCCUGACCUCUAUGCCCACUGACUCCUUCAGUGUUUCCACUCUGCCCCUCCCAGAAGUUCAGUGUUUUGUGUUCAAUGUCGAGUACAUGAAUUGCACUUGGAACAGCAGCUCUGAGCCCCAGCCUACCAACCUUACUCUGCACUAUUGGUACAAGAACUCGGAUGAUGAUAAAAUCCAGAAGUGCAGCCACUAUCUAUUUGCUGAAGAAAUCACUUCUGGCUGUCAGCUGCAAAAAAAGGAGAUCCACCUCUACCAAACAUUUGUUGUUCAGCUCCAGGACCCACGGGAACCCAGGAGACAGGCCAUACAGAUGCUAAAACUGCAGAAUCUGGUGAUCCCCUGGGCUCCAGAGAACCUAACACUUCGCAAACUGAGUGAAUCCCAGCUAGAACUGAACUGGAACAACAGAUUCUUGAACCACUGUUUGGAGCACUUGGUGCAGUACCGGACUGACUGGGACCACAGCUGGACUGAACAAUCAGUAGGUCACAGUCAUAGCUUCUCCCUGCCUAGUGUGGAUGGGCAGAAACGCUACACGUUUCGUGUUCGGAGCCGCUUUAACCCACUCUGUGGAAGUACUCAGCAUUGGAGUGAAUGGAGCCACCUGAUCCACUGGGGUAGCAACACUUCAAAGGAGAAUCCUUUCCUGUUUGCAUUGGAAGCUGUGGUUAUCUCUGUUGGCUCCAUGGGAUUGAUUAUCAGCCUUCUCUGUGUGUAUUUCUGGCUGGAACGGACAAUGCCCCGAAUUCCCACCCUGAAGAACCUAGAAGAUCUUGUUACUGAAUACCACGGGAACUUUUCGGUGAGAACGCUGUCAUAAGCAUGCUGCAGUCUAUCAACUGCCAACUGCCUGCCAGCAAGACAGACAAAGUGUGGGGGUGGGG